Messenger RNA from Colletotrichum truncatum, 888 nucleotides. RefSeq lists its product as uncharacterized. The record is from RefSeq and is a predicted model, not a curated record. Gene Ontology annotation, molecular function: nucleic acid binding. Lineage: Eukaryota; Fungi; Ascomycota; Sordariomycetes; Glomerellales; Glomerellaceae. Gene Ontology annotation, biological process: DNA integration.
AUGGCUGGCCGGCCACGUAUCGACCUUACCCCUUUUCAAUCUAUUAUUACUGAAAAGUUCCAGAAUGGCUGGACUUAUUCUAAUAUAAUUACAUAUCUUUCCGAAUCAUUCCAAAUUCAGGUCUCUCCGUCAACAUUUAAACGUUUCCUACAAAGCUUAAACCUCCGCCGCGAAGUCCGUACAGAAUUUUCCAGCGCCUUACUACAACGUAUCUUCCAGCUCUUCUUUGAUCAUAGGCUAUCCGAUUUAGAUAUUCUUUUAUGCUUACGGACGGAAGGCUUCACAGUCUCACAACGUGGCUUAGAAGAUAUUCGAAAAUGCCACAAACUAUGGCGCCGUCAAACCCCCGAGCAGCUUCAAGCAGCAUUUCACCAAGCUGUAAACUUCCUUGCCUCUACAACAAGUGAUGAAGCACGCGUUACACGAGACUUUGGCCGAGAAUUCCUCUUUACAUAUAUGCGCCAACGUGGCCAUAUUAUUAGCCGCUCGGUCUUAUAUGAAGCAUAUCGUACAGUUUUUCCCGAGGAAGUUGCAAACCGACUGAAAGAGAUCCGAUACCGGCGGAAAGGUUGGACUACGCCAGGUCCAAACUUUAUAUGGUCACUCGAUGCAUAUGAUAAACUACUUCCGUUUGGGUUUGAGAUAUAUGCUAGCAUCGAUGCAUACUCCCGUUAUAUUGUGUGGUUUUACGUUGGGUUUUCUGCACAUACGGCCCGUUCUGUAUUAGCCCAAUAUCUAUCUACACUUCUAUCACGGGGUAUUAUGCCACAAACUAUUCGUUCAGACCGUGGUACAGAAACUAUCUUAACUGCUGGUAGUCAUUGGUAUCUAUCACAGGACCGUACAAAGAAGGCCCCUUUACAGCCAGGCUGUUACGACCCGUCAGAU